This is a messenger RNA of Prorocentrum cordatum, 387 nucleotides long. NCBI's taxonomy places the organism in Eukaryota, Dinophyceae, Prorocentrales, Prorocentraceae. The record is from the annotation of a GenBank genome assembly.
AUGCGGGAGGCGAAGCUGGAGUCUGCCCUAGUCAGCUACAGCGCUGGGAUCAGCGCGUGCGAGAAGGGCGAGCAGUGGCAGCGGGCUCUGGCGCUGCUGAGCGAGAUGCGGGAGGCGAAGCUGGAGCCCAACGUCAUCAGCUACAACGCUGGGAUCAGCGCGUGCGAGAAAAGCAGGCAAUGGCAGCGGGCUCUGUCGCUGCUGAGCGAGAUGUGGGAAGCGAAGCUGGUUCCCAAUUUCACCAGCUGCAGCGCUGGGAUUCGGGCUUGCGAUAGAAGCGGGCAAUGGCAACAGGCGAUUUGGUUGCUCAAGGAGACGUGGGGCGCAAAUCUUGAGUCCAAUGUCGGUAGCUUCAUUGACGCCAUAAGUAUUGCGAUGCGCGGGUAA